CUUCAUAAUCUUAAUAUUUUUAAAUGAGAAACAUAGUUUUUCUGUAGAUCAAUGUAAUAUGAUAUUUACAACAACUUUGUUGACAUCAUGUGUGAAAUUACUAUUAAUUCCUGCAUAUCGAUCAACAGACUUUGAGGUUCACAGAAACUGGCUAGCAAUCACAUACAGUUUACCUAUAAAUAAAUGGUAUUUUGAAAAUACAUCAAAAUGGACAUUGGAUUACCCUCCUCUUUUUGCAUGGUUUGAAUAUAUUUUGUCACAUGCUGCACAAUUUUUUGAUGAAAAAAUGUUGAAUGUAAAUUACAUAAACUACAGCUCAGACCGAACUGUUCUAUUUCAAAGAUUAUCUGUUAUUUUGACUGAUUUAGUCUAUGCCUUUGUAGUGUACAAGUGCUGUUCAUCUUUGCAAAAGAGUUGGCGAAAGGAUGUUGUCUUACCGAUUUUAUUGAUAACAAAUUGUGGACUAAUAAUGGUAGAUCAUAUUCAUUUCCAGUAUAAUGGUAUUAUGUAUGGUAUUUUAUUGAUAUCAAUAGCUUACAUGUUACAGGGUAAACAUCUUGCAUCAGCCUUUUGGUUCACUGUAUUACUUAAUAUGAAACAUAUCUAUAUUUAUUUGGGGCCACCAUAUUUCAUUUACUUACUAAGACAUUAUUGUUUAAAAGGGCCUCUUAAUGUAAAGAAUGUAAUUUCAAGAGAAACUUUCAAAAAUGUUUUCUAUUUAGGAUUUCUAGUUAUAAGUGUCUUUGUAAUAACAUUUUUUCCCUUUAAGGAUCACAUUCCACAAGUGCUUUCAAGACUGUUUCCAUUUAAACGUGGAUUAUGUCAUGCGUAUUGGGCUCCAAACUUUUGGGCAGUUUAUAAUACAGUAGAUAAAAUCCUGUUUGCAGUUGGCAAAGUAUCAGGAGUACAAUUUGAAAAUUCAUCUACAGCAUCAAUGACGGGCGGCUUGGUGCAAGAGUUUUCUCAUUCGAUUCUGCCCAGUAUUCCGCCAUUAGUAACAAUUAUUUUAACUGCAUUAUUUAUGAUUCCCGCAAUGGUAAAAUUAUUUUUUCUUAACAAACAAGCAACAAAUUUUAUAAGAUGUAUGAUAGUAUGUGGUUUGACUUCAUUUCUGUUUGGCUGGCAUGUUCAUGAGAAAGCAAUAUUAAUGGCAAUAAUUCCUUUAAGUAUUUUGUCCAUUAUGGAAUCAACUGAUGCUAGGAUAUUUCUAAUUUUAUCAACAGUGGGGCAUUAUUCAUUGUUCCCAUUACUUUACCCAUCUUCUUUGCUCUGUGUGAAAGUUCUUCUACUAUUAUUGUAUUCAUUUUACGCUUUUCAUAGUUUUUAUAAAAUAUUUCCACUAUCAAUUUGCAGCUAUUCAUUGCCAUUACUGAAUCCGUUAGAAAGUGUGUAUAUAUUAGGAUUGGCGGCAGUGUUUUUAUAUGAAAAUGUGAUACAUAACUUGUUAAGUUUUAAAGAUCAGUUACCAUUUUUACCAUUAAUGUUUACAUCUGCUUAUUGCUCAAUUGGAAUUAUAUAUUCAUGGAUUAGUUAUUAUAUUUAUUUUUUGAAAUACAAUGGUGUCCAUGUACGUACAAAGAUAAAUAAGAGUAAUAAAAUUGAAUAA
Molecule: messenger RNA, 1606 nt
Organism: Anoplophora glabripennis (Asian longhorned beetle)
Lineage: Eukaryota; Metazoa; Arthropoda; Insecta; Coleoptera; Cerambycidae
Gene: xit
Product: probable dolichyl pyrophosphate Glc1Man9GlcNAc2 alpha-1,3-glucosyltransferase
Exons: 7
Coding region: 59-1606 (515 amino acids)
Biological process (GO): protein N-linked glycosylation
Cellular component (GO): endoplasmic reticulum membrane
Molecular function (GO): dolichyl pyrophosphate Glc1Man9GlcNAc2 alpha-1,3-glucosyltransferase activity
Source: RefSeq, a predicted model, not a curated record